GAAAGCAACCGAUUAGCGUUUUUUUGCCGCCUCCGAAUAACCGCUUAAGACCAUUAAGCCCGAAGUUGUCAUCUCAAUUUAUAAAUAGCGUUUAAAAAGGCAACACACACUCGAGCCGAGCGCGCGUCAUUUCAACCCUGACAUGUAACAAUGUUAAACACAAACGAAAUGAUCUACGACCCACCUCCAGUGGCUCACCUGAGCCAAGCCGAACUAAUGGAAAAAUUCAAUCUCGCAUUUUACGAAGGCCAGAACAUGAAAACUUUCGAAGAACCCGAAAUCAAAGACGACUAUCUCAUCGACUACUUGAUUUCAAACGCACCCGAAAGCGACUUUGACUUGAACGAAUUCGUGCAAACUUUCGACGAGAAUCUAUCACGCACCGAAAGCACAAUCUCGGAAACAUUCUCCGAUAUUUUUGGGCCUCCCAGUAUGGACUUGGACGAUAUUGACUUGGAUUUUCAAGACUUGGAUCUUCUGCCUCCUGUUAACUCCUUCGGGACGUACCUUCGGAACCUCCCCGAGGACAGUUUAAUUGAAACAAAUGAAGACACAAGGGCCGAAUUCGGGCACUUGAUUGGGGCCCCAAUCGAGGAACCCCUUCCCGAAAACCAAAUUAUCCUGAACCAGGACGAAGCGCUCCUUCAGGACGCUGUGACCACAACCCUGCAAUGCCAAUGGGAGAACUGCUACCAGAUCUACGACCAUCAGACCGCUCUGGUCAAGCACAUCGAAAAGUGUCACGUUGAAGUAAAACGCGGGGAGGAAUUUGCCUGUUUUUGGGCGAACUGUCCGCGAAAAAUCAAGCCGUUUAACGCCAGAUACAAGCUCCUGAUCCAUAUGAGAGUACACAGUGGCGAAAAACCGAACAAAUGCCCGUUCGAGGGUUGUAAUAAGGCAUUUUCACGCUUGGAAAAUUUGAAAAUACACCAAAGGAGUCACACGGGGGAAAGGCCCUACCUGUGCCAAUUUCCCACCUGUACCAAGAGCUUUUCCAACAGUUCGGACAGAGCCAAGCACCAAAGAACACACUUUGAUACAAAACCAUACGCGUGUCAAGUGGUCGGUUGCACAAAAAAAUACACCGACCCGAGCAGUCUGCGAAAACACGUCAAGAACCACACAAGUGAAGAACAAAUGUUGGUGAAGAAGAAGGGUCAAGAUGAGUGCUUUGAUUCGAGUUAUGUGCGAAAAUUCUUCGAUCCGAAUCGGCAAAAAGCAGUCAAAAUAAGCGACAAAAACCAACUUUACACUGACCAUAAUUAUUCGUCCGAAGAACGAAAAUACGAUUCGGUCAAUAUUAGGCAAGACUUGAAGAACAAGAUCUCCGAAAAACGCUUGCGGAAGUUGUACUGAAGCAUUGUGAUAGAAUUUUGUUAUUAUAUUUUUGUAUUUUUUUCUAUUAAAAUUUUAUAAAUAUU
Molecule: messenger RNA, 1421 nt
Organism: Tribolium castaneum (red flour beetle)
Lineage: Eukaryota; Metazoa; Arthropoda; Insecta; Coleoptera; Tenebrionidae
Product: zinc finger protein GLIS1
Exons: 4
Coding region: 151-1356 (401 amino acids)
Biological process (GO): regulation of transcription by RNA polymerase II
Cellular component (GO): nucleus
Molecular function (GO): RNA polymerase II cis-regulatory region sequence-specific DNA binding; DNA-binding transcription factor activity, RNA polymerase II-specific
Source: RefSeq, a predicted model, not a curated record